Aspergillus heteromorphus CBS 117.55 is the source of this 2404-nucleotide messenger RNA. Its product is annotated as putative mitochondrial phosphate transporter Pic2. Lineage: Eukaryota; Fungi; Ascomycota; Eurotiomycetes; Eurotiales; Aspergillaceae. The record is from RefSeq and is a predicted model, not a curated record. Gene Ontology annotation, molecular function: phosphate transmembrane transporter activity. Gene Ontology annotation, biological process: mitochondrial phosphate ion transmembrane transport. Gene Ontology annotation, cellular component: mitochondrial inner membrane. The coding region runs from base 397 to 2046 and encodes 549 amino acids. The transcript has 6 exons.
GGAGCACGAGGGACAGGACAAAGCAGAUUAGCCUCGGUGACAGAGAUCGCACAAAGAGCGCCUUCACCGAGACUGCAAAUUGCAGGCCUCCAAGUCCUCAGCAGCAGGGAAGCGCGGCCAGCAGUGCCGGUUAGCCGUUGGCUGGAUCUGGACUGACUUCACGAAUGGGGCUGGACGCGCCGGUUUGGGCGGCCGAUAAGCCGUGGCGCUGACGACAUACGAGCUGUGCUGGCUGUACCUUGAUGAUGGGCCCCGUAUAUAUCCUGCGGGGGAGCAUACGGCUGGUUGCGUUACUCAUUCACUCGUCUGCCUUUUGCUUGGGAUCUGGUUUUGGUCCUGCUCCCUUCUCUCCCCAGCUCUGUAUUGCUCGAUAAGAAUCCAUCCAUCCCUCUCAUCAUGGCUACACAGAAGACCAAUUACCCGCUGGGGAAGAUCGAGCCCGAUUCCGCAAGGUACUUUGCGAGCUGUACGCUCGGAGGCAUUGUCGUCGACCCCAAGAUCUACACCUCCAACCUCUCGGCAUGGCGCACCAUCAUGUCGAAGGAAGGCCUGCGGGGGAUCUUCUUCGGCUGGACGCCCACCUUCGUCGGCUACUCGAUGCAAGGCGCCGGCAAAUACGGCUUCUACGAAUACUUCAAGUACCUGUACGGUGACAACCUGUUCCCCAACGCCAACCGGACCGUGGUGUUCCUGGGCGCCUCUGCCUCCGCCGAGUUCUUCGCCGACAUCGCCCUCUGUCCCAUGGAGGCGAUCAAGGUGCGCAUGCAGACGACGCUGCCGCCGUUUGCGCAUUCCCUGCGCGAGGGCUGGGGGAAGGUCGUGGCGAAGGAGGGCAUCUCCGGUCUGUAUAAGGGGCUGUAUCCGCUGUGGGCGAGGCAGAUUCCCUACACCAUGACGAAGUUCGCGACGUUCGAGGAGACGGUCAAGUAUAUCUAUAAGACGCUCGGGAAGCCGAAAGAGAGCUAUAAUGGUCUGCAGCAGACGGGGGUGAGCUUUUUGGGUGGCUAUAUUGCCGGUAUCUUCUGCGCUAUUGUUAGUCAUCCUGCGGAUGUCAUGGUGAGCAAGUUGAAUGCCGAUCGGAAAGCGGGUGAGGGCGCGAUGACCGCUGUGUCGCGUAUCUAUGGUAACAUUGGAUUUUCGGGCCUGUGGAAUGGCUUGCCUGUCCGUAUUGUCAUGCUGGGUACAUUGACGGGAUUUCAAUGGUUGAUGAUAUCUAGUUACGAUUCUUUCAAGCCCCCACCCUCCACAAUGGACGAAACCACGACCCGCCAGCCCUCAUCAACCUCCAACCCCCCCAGCGUCGAAAACGCCUACAAGCGCAAAUGCCUCGCGCUUAAGAAACGCCUCAACGAAAUCGAAGACGAGAACGAGUUGAUGCGCGUCCGAAACCGUCGCGGCUGGCAAUACAUUCAGAAGAUGCGCCUGGAAUCCUGCAUCCUGCUGGAACGGCUCUCCAAGGUCACCGGGAUGACUGAGGAAGCUCAGGCCGGCGUGAACCCGGAACUGCGCGCCCGCGCGGCUGCCAUGAUGACUACUAUCUCGUCGAUGAAUGGCGCGGAGGCGAAGAACGGUGCGGAUGGUGCGGGUGCGAGUGCGAAUCCGGGGGGCUUGUAUCUGGAGGAUGAGACGGAGGGCAGUUCGGAUGAACAGCCUCCUACGCCCCAAGAACGCCCUCUCCGAGUCAAACGAUCACGGAAAUCGAACCUCCCCAACGACCCCGGCGCCGAAGACGAAGGCCCGAACACCAACACUAACGACAACACCAACAACGGCAACGAGAACAAAACCAACAACGGCAAUGCCCCAGAGUCCGGCCCAGACAGUGCCGCCGGCUUGCCCCGACUGGCUCCCGCCCCGUCACAGGAAGAUAUGACCUCGUCGUUCCGCAUCCAAACAGGCAGCAACGGGUCCCCGGUUCACGACAAAGAGGGCAGUGAUCGCGGUAGCAACCAGCCCGAGUCCGGGCGAGCCGGCGAGGCCGCCGCGGAGAAGUCGACGACGCCAAUGGAUAUGGAUAAGGAGAGGGACGAGGAGAGAGAGGCGUGAUUGAUCUGAUACCAUGCAUACAUACAUUACAUACACUACUACUUUUCUUUUCCUUCCCUCUUACGUGCAUUUGCUCACUUGAUUCGAGUCUGUGGCUGAUUUUACCCCCUAUCUCUCUUCCCCCUCCCUCCCCCGGCGCGCCGCCUCUGGAUCCGUUUAAUAGGUGUUAUUGUGUUCUCUUUACUGGAUUGACUAAUAUGCUUUCUGAUCGGGGGGGGGGGAUCAGGCUGUAUUUGUAUCUUGUUUUCACUCUUCUUCAUUCUACUUCCCUCGAUUAUUGCCGUGGUAAUAUCUGUAGUGAGCUUUCUUUUUUAUUCUUUCUUUUUUUUUUGUUCGUGGGUGGGCAGUGGGCAGUGGG